GCCAGGAGGGCGAGUUUGGAGGCAGGAAGAGGCGGAGGUGACCGGUGCAAUGGGGUCGGCAAACGAGUAUCAACCGCUGCUGCUGGGACUGGACUCGCACUCUAGGAUCCCUGAUUUGUCGUCUGAUGAAAUCGAGGAGUUCUUGGAGCAUAAGCCGGUAGCAUUAAGGUGGUGGCCAAGGCUGGUAGCGUGGGAGUCGAGGCUUCUCUGGCUGCUAUCAGGAGCCUCCAUUGUUGUUUCAAUUUUCAAUUACAUGCUCACUUUUGUCACUCUCAUGUUCACCGGCCACUUGGGUGCACUAGAGCUUGCUGGUGCUUCUAUUGCUAGCGUGGGAAUUCAAGGUCUCGCUUAUGGAAUUAUGUUGGGUUUGGCGAGUGCAGUUCAGACAGUAUGUGGACAGGCAUAUGGGGCCAAGAGGUACGCAGCAAUGGGGAAUAAUUUGCUCGGGGCUGCUCUAACUCUUAGUUUGUCUUGGUGGAUUCUUGCUGUCAAUGCCCUCUAUAUUUUUCUCAGCCCUUCUUGUGCCCGCACUUGGACCGGCUUCUCUUCCUCUGCUUUUACAGGAAUCUGGCCUUACUUCAAGCUUACUCUGGCUUCUGCUGUUAUGCUUUGCUUGGAGAUAUGGUACAAUCAAGGAUUGGUGCUCAUAUCAGGCCUUCUAUCUAAUCCUACUAUAUCUUUGGACUCCAUUUCCAUAUGCAUGAAUUACUUGAACUGGGACAUGCAAUUUAUGUUGGGUCUAGCAGCAGCAGCCAGCAUUCGAGUAAGCAACGAGCUCGGAGCAGCUCAUCCAAAGGUGGCGAAAUUCUCAGUGUUGGUAGUAAACGGAAGCAGCAUCUUGAUUAGCAUUAUCUUCAGCGCCAUUGUUUUGAUAUUCCGUGUGGGAUUGAGCAAAGCCUUCACCACCGAUUCGCUGGUUAUAAAAGCUGUUUCCAAUUUGACUCCAUUGCUUGCCAUCUCUGUUUUCCUCAACGGCAUUCAGCCAAUUCUCUCAGGCGUAGCCAUUGGUAGUGGAUGGCAAGCGGUGGUAGCAUAUGUCAACAUAGCUAGUUACUAUAUCAUUGGACUCCCUAUUGGCUGCCUUCUUGGCUUCAAAACCAGUUUGGGAGUUGCAGGUAUUUGGUGGGGGAUGAUUAUCGGAGUCCUGCUGCAAACGGCAACGCUUAUUAUACUAACUGCCAGGACAAAUUGGAAUGAAGAGGUUCAAAAAGCCGCCAAGCGAUUGAAAAGUUCUGCAAACCAGGAGAACCUGGAUCCAGUGACCGGCAUAUAAAGCCUAGAACUGACAGUUCAAAGAUUCUGCAUAACAAGUAGUCACUAUUUCACGUUGAUCAUUCAUUUUCUUUUCUCUCUAGUCGAAGAGGUAGUCCUGUCUUGGCUUAGCCUCCUAGGUUUCUCUGUAUACGAGUCAACUGGGAUAUUAAGAAUCAAA
Carica papaya (papaya) is the source of this 1432-nucleotide messenger RNA. The record is from RefSeq and is a predicted model, not a curated record. NCBI's taxonomy places the organism in Eukaryota, Viridiplantae, Streptophyta, Magnoliopsida, Brassicales, Caricaceae.